ACCUGCCGGCCGCGCUGCCCGCGGGCACCGCGCGGACUCUACAGUCGGUAUCCCGCUGCAGGCUCUAGACCCUGCCGCCUCUCGGGAGGAAGCCAUGCCGCGCUCCUUCCUGGUGAAAACGCAUUCCAGUCACAGGGUCCCCAACUACGGGAAACUGGAAACACAGAGAGAAGCUAAUGGCUCCUGCUCUGCAUGUGAGGACCUGGUGGGAUCCUGCCAUCUGCCAGCCAAGGAGGCCUAUUCUACUCCCACUGACCCUCUACUGCCCCGGGACAGCACCUCUGCCAUCGCCUGCAUCUCCCUACCUCUUCAGCCGCGUCAUGGGGCCUCUGGGCCAGAAGCUCAGGAAACCAGCUGGGUGGGCCCUCGGGCUGGCCAGGACCCCAGUGUGCCCCUCAAAGACAGCGUCAAUCUGCCCCCGCUGUUGGUGCUGCCCACACGGUGGCCCCCAAUCCUGGGCCCAGAUGGAGCACUAGGUGAACAUCUAAGGGCUGAGGGAACAUCCCGAGUCCCAGGUAGCUUUGAGUGUGUCCACUGCCACAGGCCCUAUCACACACUGGCCGGCCUGGCCAGGCACCAGCAGCUGCACUGCCACCUGCCGACUGGGCGUGCCUUCACCUGCAGGUACUGCGACAAGGAGUAUGCCAGCCUGGGUGCCCUCAAGAUGCAUAUCCGUACCCACACGCUGCCCUGCAUCUGCAAGGUGUGUGGCAAGGCCUUCUCCAGGCCCUGGCUGCUCCAGGGCCACAUCCGCACCCAUACAGGUGAGAAGCCCUACACUUGUCCUCACUGCAGCAGGGCUUUUGCUGACCGCUCCAACCUGCGUGCUCAUCUGCAGACUCAUGCUGGUACCAAGAAGUACCGGUGUGCUGUCUGCUCCAAGGCCUUCUCCCGCAUGUCUCUCUUGGCACGGCACGAGGGAGCUGGCUGCUGUCCUGGCCCCUAAGAAGCAGAGCAGGGUGAAGGGGCCAAGUCUGACAAUAGUCUCAGUGCUCCUAUGUCAUCUAGGACAAUCAGAGGAGGCAGGGACCGAGCCCACUGAUGCCUGUGUCCUGCCAGAACCAUGCCCAGUAGAGCCUUUAGGCAUCUUUCCACAAGGCCUCUGUUCAGAGGAGACUUAUCACCACAAGGCUCACCAAAAUAAGAACCAAUGGUUGCAUUUUCAGCUUGGCCUGUCUGCUGGACCUAUUCCAAAAAGGAGAGACUGUUGGGAAAUGCCUAACAGUGGACAAACCCCACCCCAGCACCUGGGUACCUCUGUGUGCAACUUAAAAUGCCCACUUUCACUUGAGGGGGGUACACUGUGUGGAUACCCUUGGAAGGCACAGCUGCCUCUCAGCCUGCCUCACUGGCCUUUACCUUAGGGUUGGAGUCACAUUUUCUCCUGCCCCUUGUGUCCACACAUAUGUGUACAUGUGAUCACACAUAUGCCCUGGCUCCUCCCCUUCAGAUGAGGCAGGGCCAGGGAGGAUUGGGCUGAAGCCGUGUCCCACCUCAUCAGCGCUGUCAUCCUGCUGGCCUCAGUGGCUGGUUAACGUCUCAGGAGAACAGCUGUGGCGUAAUAAAGAGCCCCCACACUCAC
Messenger RNA from Psammomys obesus (fat sand rat), 1582 nucleotides. It is a transcript of the gene Snai3, whose product is annotated as snail family transcriptional repressor 3. The record is from RefSeq and is a predicted model, not a curated record. NCBI's taxonomy places the organism in Eukaryota, Metazoa, Chordata, Mammalia, Rodentia, Muridae. The coding region runs from base 95 to 946 and encodes 283 amino acids. Gene Ontology annotation, biological process: regulation of DNA-templated transcription. The transcript is spliced from 3 exons. Gene Ontology annotation, molecular function: RNA polymerase II cis-regulatory region sequence-specific DNA binding; DNA-binding transcription factor activity, RNA polymerase II-specific.